Biomphalaria glabrata is the source of this 5592-nucleotide messenger RNA. RefSeq names its product exocyst complex component 3-like. Gene Ontology annotation, molecular function: SNARE binding. The transcript is spliced from 24 exons. Lineage: Eukaryota; Metazoa; Mollusca; Gastropoda; Planorbidae. Gene Ontology annotation, biological process: exocyst localization; exocytosis. Gene Ontology annotation, cellular component: exocyst. The record is from RefSeq and is a predicted model, not a curated record. The coding region runs from base 281 to 2575 and encodes 764 amino acids.
UCUAGAAUCUAGAGUAGAGACUAGACUGUCUACUAAGUACUUAGAGUUGCUUUUUAAAUUAUCUUUAGACUAAUCUAGAUCUAGUCAUAGAUCUAUAUCUAUAUAGUAGUAUAUAGUCAAUAUAUAUAGUAGAACAAUAAUAGUGAAUCAAUACUAGAUCUAGAUCCUUUUAAGUAAGGACUGUUAGCAGUUAGGUGAAUGAAUCUAACAUUCUAACUUAAACUAGGACCUAGUUGACCUAGUUACUAGGUAAAGACAGUAAACACUAUUAUAACCAACCAUGAGUGGAAGUAUAGAUGAUGAUGAAGAUCCAGAACAUUCUCAAGGUCCUGCCCCUGCUCCACUAGACCUUGGUCGCUUGGAGGUGGAAGCAAGACAAGCUGCUGCCAAACAUGUCGCAAGUUUAUUGCAGAGACCAGAUCAAUUAGAUAAAGUUGACAGUUACAAAAGAAGAGUUGCUAGAAAAAAGGCCUCUGUUGAAGCCAUGUUGAAAACCGCUGUGCAGUCUCAAUUAGAUGGAGUUCGUACUGGACUCAAUCAGUUGCAGAGUGCCCUCCAAGAUGUCUAUCAGAUCAAACAAAGCCUGGAUGAUAUAGAGGAGAACUACAGAAUCAUUGAGCCUCUGCACCAGAAAUUAAAAGAUCUGAAAGAAGAAAAUAAUAUUUUCUGCCAACUGUCAGCAGCUCAAGAGAAUUUGAAGCACAUUUUCACUGUACCUGAAAGUGUGGUCAAAACCAAAGAGCUGAUCAUGGAAGGCAAACUGCUGCAGGCCCACAAACACCUGACUGACCUUGAGAUGUCCAGAGAUGACCUUCUGUUGGCCCUACACAAGCAGCCAAAUCAGAGUCCCACAGAUAAAAAUACACUCACUCAUUAUUUCUCUGAAGUGCAGACUUUGUCAACAGACCUCGGAAAACAGCUGUGGGUGAUUAUUCAGAGGACUUUGAUGUCUGUAAGAAGAGAGCCUACUCUCAUCUGUACAGCACUGCGUAUUGUUGAGAGAGAAGAGAGAAUGGACAAUGCUUGGGCUAAAAAGUGCGACUACAUUGGAUUCAUGCCACCUGGUAGACCAAAGCGAUGGCGGUCAAAAUGCCUUGAAGUACUUCAAACUUCCAUUGCAGCUCGUAUAGAAGGGAGCCAAUUGGAGACUAGAGACCAGGAUAAAAUGUGGUUGGUCAGACACUUGGAGAACACUCGACAAAUCAUGAUUGAUGACUUAAAAGUAGUCAAGACACUGCUGCCACCUGUGUUCCCGCCAGAAUAUGACAUAGUCAAGAGAUACAUCAAAAUGUACCACAAGGCUCUGUCUCUUCAUUUAGAAGAUCUUAUUCAACAAGAACUUGAGGGCAAUGAAGUUGUCUCCCUGCUGCAGUGGGUCAAGGCUUAUGAUUCCCCUGAUCUUAUGCGGCAUCCAGAAUUAAAUAUCGAUGUCAAAGAACUAGGACCUCUACUAGAAAAUAAGUGGAUUUCAAGAUUACAGAAUCAGUAUUUGAAAAAUAUGAAACAAAACAUUAAUGAAUGGAGCAGAAACACUUUACGCUCUGACAUGAAGGAUUGGAUUAGGGAUACCAUUCCCGACCAAGAUGGUAAUGGUUAUUACAAUACCCAACUUCCAGUCAUAAUAUUUCAGAUGAUGGAACAAAAUCUUCAAGUGGCCAAUAUAAUUGGACAAGACCUAGUCAAGAAAGUAUUGGAACUUUUUGCAGAAGAGCUCAACCGAUUUGCUCAUGAAUACAGAAAUGAACUUCAGAAUUUUGAAGAGAGACAUCUCGCAGACAGAAAAGAGCCCAAAUGUUUUGUCCACUAUGUGAUAGCCAAUGCUAACAAUUGUUUGGCAUUUGGUGAGUACAUGAAAGAGCUGAGGAAGAGAUACAUCAAGAAUGAGUUUGAUGAUGAGCAUGAUGAUGACACAGAACAGAUCAGGAAGGACAUGUUUCAGCAGCUGACUGACCGCUUCUUGUCACUCUCUAAAUUUUGCUGCGAUAUUGUAUUAGAGGAACUUUUCAUUGACCUGAGAGACAGCAAUUGUCUUAAUGAGCUCAUGACUAGAAAUUGGAUGGCCAACUCUAGCUCUGUAGAGACGAUCAUUGCCACUUGGGCUGACUAUCACCAAGACUUUCUUCAUUUAAAGCCAGAAAUGUAUGAGAUCCUGCUAGCUAAAGGCAUGCAGAGAAUCAUUAAGGAGUAUGUUAAGGCCCUACUCUCCAGAAAGUUGUCAUUUAAAAACUAUGAGGAGAGAAAAAUGUCAGCAGAGAAAAUUGUUUCAGAAUCUGAACAAAUCAAAGCUCAGUUCACAGACAUGUCUUCUAAAUUGGAUGUUUCCUUGUUUGAUGUUCUGCCUGCCAUGGCUGAGGGUUUGAAACUCAAAGACAGCUCAAUGCUUGCCCUAGAAAUUAUGGGUUUUGCCAAGAAAUAUCCUGACAUACGUCUGGAACAGCUAGUUAAUUUAAUCUUAUGCCGAGGUGAUAUAAGUCGAUCUGAUGCUAGACAGCUGGCUGUGGACACCGUGGGCGAGGAUGAUGCAUCACAGGCUAAACCAAAAGGCAUUUUCUCAGAAAUAGCAACCUCAGGCUGACAUGUUUUCAUUGAGAUCACAUUCGUUUUGGUUCAACUCCAAAUACUUUUAAAUAGUAUUGAUUCUUGUUUCAAAUAAAAUGAAAACCUCAUAGCAUAAAAUUUCUCAGGACAACUUGAAUGAUCAGUUUGUUCAAUCCAAAAUUUAAUAGAGCAUCAAGUGGAAUAAACCCAGGCACUAAAAACUGGACUCUGCUCUAGAUAAAAGAAAAUAUAGAUAGAUAAAAUGCUCUGGAUAAAAGAAAAUAUAGAUAGAUAAAAUGCUCUGGAUAAAAGAAAAUAUAGAUAGAUAAAAUGCUCUGGAUAAAAGAAAAUAUAGAUAGAUAAAAUGCUCUGGAUAAAAGAAAAUAUAGAUAGAUAAAAUGCUCUGGAUAAAAGAAAAUAUAGAUAGAUAAAAUGCUCUGGAUAAAAGAAAAUAUAGAUAGAUAAAAUGCUCUGGAUAAAAGAAAAUAUAGAUAGAUAAAAUGCUCUGGAUAAAAGAAAAUAUAGAUAGAUAAAAUGCUCUGGAUAAAAGAAAAUAUAGAUAGAUAAAAUGCUCUGGAUAAAAGAAAAUAUAGAUAGAUAAAAUGCUCUGGAUAAAAGAAAAUAUAGAUAGAUAAAAUGCUCUGGAUAAAAGAAAAUAUAGAUAGAUAAAAUGCUCUGGAUAAAAGAAAAUAUAGAUAGAUAAAAUGCUCUGGAUAAAAGAAAAUAUAGAUAGAUAAAAUGCUCUGGAUAAAAGAAAAUAUAGAUAGAUAAAAUGCUCUGGAUAAAAGAAAAUAUAGAUAGAUAAAAUGCUCUGGAUAAAAGAAAAUAUAGAUAGAUAAAAUGCUCUGGAUAAAAGAAAAUAUAGAUAGAUAAAAUGCUCUGGAUAAAAGAAAAUAUAGAUAGAUAAAAUGCUCUGGAUAAAAGAAAAUAUAGAUAGAUAAAAUGCUCUGGAUAAAAGAAAAUAUAGAUAGAUAAAAUGCUCUGGAUAAAAGAAAAUAUAGAUAGAUAAAAUGCUCUGGAUAAAAGAAAAUAUAGAUAGAUAAAAUGCUCUGGAUAAAAGAAAAUAUAGAUAGAUAAAAUGCUCUGGAUAAAAGAAAAUAUAGAUAGAUAAAAUGCUCUGGAUAAAAGAAAAUAUAGAUAGAUAAAAUUGAAUUUUAUGUAACUAAUAUUUUACUUAUACAUGCAUUAAUUCAUGGUUGUAAAACAACGACCCUCACUGAAAAAGUAAAGUAUGAUUUUGCAGCAUGUGGUGACCAACAUGCAGUCAAGCAAUCGAGGCACUAGUAGAAAGAACAAAAGGCUUUAGUCUACUUAUAUUCAGCGUCCACAUCUAUUGGACAUUUUCAUGCAUGGUGGUCAAUCUAGAAACAUUUUUGGUGGAUCUGGUAGUGGGGAUAAGUUUUUUAAAAAGAUGGAUGAGAAUGUUUUGUGCAAUUGUUUAGUACUGUAGAAUUAAAUUUUCUGAGCUUUUUCCUUUGAAGCACAAAAUAAUUUCAAUAUGGAGGAAGCAUUAUGACUAGUGUUAAUAUAGGUGAUUUGAUACGAAUAUAAACUGCCACACAUUGAGAUUUUAUUAAAAUCUUAACUCAAUUGUUUUUUUUAGUUGGCGACAGUAAAGCUCAAUUUAGCAUCCUUGACAUUGUUUAGUUCAACAAGGAGACUUUUUUUUUUCCUCUCUGCCAAAUUCGAAGUGAAUUUCACUGUAAUCAGAACCUGUUCAUGAACAUUUCUUAUAUUUUGGAAUGAUAAUAUCUUUAAAUUUAACAGUAGUAUAUGUUUCAGUCUGCUAUUCAUCAUUUGUGUUUAUUUUAUUUGUUAGGUGCAUUCUUAUUAAAAGUAGACACAUACAUGUAUCUAUUCUAGGGGAGUUGCUGAGUAGUAAAGCACUUGGCUUCUGAACUGAAGUAUCUUGGGUUCCAAUCCUGGUAAAGAUUAUGAUUUUGAAUAUCAUAAUUUUUAUAUGCUUCCCUGAAUGCACACAACUCUUAUGUUUACUUGAAAUUAAUUGUAGAAAAGUAAAGGCGUUUGGUUGUUGUGCUGGCCACAUGACACCAUUGUUAACCUUGGGCCACAGAAACAGAUGACCUUUACAUCAUCUGUCCCAUAGAAGGGGUACUUCACUUUUUUAAAAUCUAAAACUCCUUCUUUUGGGACUGAAGAUGAGCGCUUUUUCUUUUAUCAAUAACUUAGAAGCUUAUUACAUUUUGGACUGAGCAUUAUCAAGUUGGUUUAUGUUUGAGGUGUUGUUUUGCUAUCUAUUUGCUUCAUAGCCAGGCCCUCACAGCUUCAUAGCCAGGCCCUCACAGCUUCAUAGCCAGGCCCUCACAGCUUCAUAGCCAGGCCCUCACAGCUUUCUGCAAAGAGGCCCUUUCUAGAGCACAUUUUGUUCUAGAUAGAUGUGUUGAUGUCACAUUCUAGGAGGGGAAUACCCAAUCGUUCAUGCGACUGUGAACUUCUGUUGCAUGGCUCCACGUAGAUAAUUUUAUAAGAUAAUCAUCAGUCAUAGGAACAAUCUUACCUUGGCAUAAAUGCUGCCAACUGUGACCUUUGGGGAAUAACAUGAUCUGGUGUGUGUGAUUUUGUUUCUUCAUCUAUGUAUUUUUUGUAAACAGUUUUGAGGAAAACAGUGCAUCUGUUGUUUUAUAUCAGUAACACUUUAUUGUAGUACUAUCUAGCCUUCUUUUUAAGUUGGGUUUUAAUUAGUCAUAUAGUAGAAGUUGCCAAACUUGAAAGCUUCUUCAAUCUUACUUACAACCUGUCACUCCUAUCGGAAUAUGGGGCAGCCAACAAUGGAUCUCUUUAGUCCCAUGUCCUGGGCCAUCUUGUUCCAGGCGUAGCCAAACUUUAAGGUGCCAGCCUCUAAUUUAUACAACCAAAUUUAUUUUUUAAAAUAUGAAUUUAGGUCUUACAUUUAUUCAAUGAUUUGUUUAUUGUGAAUUAUUAGUUACAUGUUAUUUGAUUGUCCCUUACUUGGUUGGAAAUUAUAAAGAGACUAGACUAACAAAGACUCAAUUGACAUUCCCAUAACUCAAUAAAUGAAAGAGUUCUCUUGUA